This is a messenger RNA of Triticum dicoccoides, 4855 nucleotides long. RefSeq lists its product as uncharacterized. The transcript has 2 exons. The coding region runs from base 1405 to 3981 and encodes 858 amino acids. Lineage: Eukaryota; Viridiplantae; Streptophyta; Magnoliopsida; Poales; Poaceae. The record is from RefSeq and is a predicted model, not a curated record.
CUCAAUGUAAAUCUUCAUUCACCAAAGUCCUAUAAAUAACAUUCUACAAGCUUUAGGAAAACGACAACUUGAAAAGUUGUAGGUAGGGGUCAUGAAAACACAGACAAGUGCAUGGGCAUAUGAAUAUAUAUAUAGCAAUUUGGACGAAUAUAUCUUACAGCAAUAAAACACACGUCAACAAGCUAUAAGCAAUUAACACCGUGAAGUGAUUACAUAGUUAUGGGGGGCACCUUCCAAGGGGUGAUUUCUUUUGAGACUGUGGAAACUUAACUGGAAGUUAUGGGGGGGACUCCUUGGAUCAAGUUCUUCAUCUAGUAGGUGUGUCAGAACCGUCGGUGGGGGUGGAAAAACUCACGAGGUGGGGUUGCAUCAUGCCCCAGAUACAUGCUAUGUGACCAAUCAAAGAAAACCAUGGGUCACCUCCUUACAGACUAUCCUUUCUGAUGCACCUAAUGGCAUGAGGUGCUCUCGUGGAUUCCAUCCUCCUAUCGGUUGCCCAUCUUCAGUGAGGACUUCGUGGAGUCAGGCCACCCAUUCCACCCCUACCACCAUGAGGAAAGGCACAUCAUCAGUGAUCAUGCUCAUGGCCUACUGUGAUUUGGAAAGUAGUUGUCUUUGACGCCGAGCAGCCCAAGCUCGCUAGCCUACUUGAUAUGAUUAAAAUUGAGGCACAAUCAUGGGCAGAAACAGGAUCAGAGUGACCUGCAGAACUACUACCGAUGGUGCCUAGUGACGGUGUCCUGGAUUAGGGGGUGCACGUACGCCUGCCAGUCAUAGGUCGAGCCGAGGAACCGUCGACAACUGAAGAAUGGGCUACAACUACCCUGACCCUCGACAUACUCAAGAUGGAAUCCUCCGAAGACUUGGCGUACACUUCAAGGCAUAUUUGAGUGAUUGGCAUGUUAUCUCUAGUAGUAACCGACAUACUUAUAACCCUAAAUACCUUGGGCGCCUAUAUAAGCUGAGGGGUUUAGUCUAUAGAGGCACGCUUUCAAGACUUAAGAGGUUACAACUCAUCCAUACGAUCUCGAGGUAGAUCAUCUAUACUUUGUACCUCAUCCACAAUAAAUACAAUACAAGCAGGACGUAGGGUUCUACCUCUUCGAGAGGACCCGAACCUGGGUAAUAUGUCCCCUUUACUUCCUAUUCACCAUCGUGCCAAGAUCGCCAGUUCAGUACCCCCUCCCCGAGAUCUGCCCGUUUUAGCACCCACACCUAGCCCUUAGGAGUGUAGUGUUGUGAUUUGGGGUGUGGCCUUUCCUUGGGCUUGUACAUAACUCUUUCCUUGGACUCUCAAAAAAGGGUCCCAAAUUUGGCAAUUGUCACUCUGAUUUAGAUACAAGCAUGCCGCCUUUGCUUUGUUCAUUGUAUGUUACCUUUUUUGUCUAACUAUACCCCAUACACAUGUGCUUCAGGAUGUUCAGCCGCAACAACAGGCUUGAUUACCAAUUGUUCUUCCGCAGUAGAGGUGCUUUCAGAUCUCUUGGCUUGAAUGAGCUGAUCUCGCUCAUAUGCUUCUUCAAUGUUCUGAUGGGCAUAAUUGAUAUAUGGGGCAAUCAUGAAAUAGUAGUGAUACUGGCUUUGUCGGUGGCAGUAAUUGUGAUCGUUCCAAUUCUAUGUCCAGAAGCUGCAAUUCCACCCAUGUGUGAUCCGCUACGCCGUGCGAUCUCAUUAUGGCGCCCAAUGGUUGCAAUCCUACUGCUUUGUCCCUCUGUACUGCAUAGGGUCUAUGAAAAUUUCAACAGUCAAAGACUUGGCUCAAUUGCCUACUGCACAGUGUUCUUGGUAAUAUUUGUGGUAGUGCUCCUACUCACAAUCAGCAGGCUGCGGUUCCCAAGUAUUGUCAAACUAGCAGACUGUGUUCUUGGCAGCAAAAUAGCACUUUGGCAUCGAGUUAUUCUGAACUCGUGCAUGUUUGUUGCGUCAAUAAUUUCUGUUCAAAGAUUUAACCUUGCGAUGGUCAUAUUUGCUCUAAUGAUAGCGCCACUGGGCAACCUCCAGAUUCCAGCAGCAGCAUUGCGCAUUGGGCUGGCAGUGUGGCGCCUUAUAGUUAUACGACAGGACUACAAGCAAAACCUUGAGAGCAGGACAAACCUUGAGCCAUCUCUCAUCAUCUUUUAUGUGAUGGUGCUUGGACAAGGAUUACUCUACAUUGUUGCCGCCAUCCUUGAGAUGUUUUCAUUCAUCUUACAAAGAUCCCUGAUCCAUCGUGUUGGGUUUAGAGGUCCCUCUGAAGUGCAAUAUGUCAAUUUGUAUUAUGCAUAUGCCUUCGACAGAUGCAUGGAAGGUUCUAUGCUUGCUCCAAAGAAGACCAGCCUCAUCAUAUUUGCAAUGGAUUCUUUGAAGUCAGACUCACCCAAGAUGCAACUCUAUGGGCUUAAGAUGCUACACAAAUUUCUGAAAAAGGAGCCCCUAAAGACUAAAGCCACGUUAGAACUCACCACUUACACAAAGACAGUGACCUGCUUGAUCAGCAUGUUGGGCUGGACGAGUGAAGUGGAUAGAGAUAUUAGAACAUUUGCUGCGAAAGUCACGGCUGAGCUCGCUGAUAACCUUAGAGUUGUCCAUAUACCUGGGGCAGUGCAGCUCAUAGCCUCACUUUUGGACACUAUUCACAGAGAGAAUAUAAAGAAUCCGUUUUUGGACAUUGGUAGCCCUGAGCCAAAACAAGACAACCUGAUUCAGCGAGUUAGCGGAAAUGAACAGACAUCCUCACUGCUUAAAUGGUUGAAACAGAUGGUUGUUUACUGUUUGAUUCCAAGAGAGGAGCCAACAACUUACACGGACGAACAAAACACCCAUAUACUCGGAUACUGGAGACAGACUACAGAACGUCCAUCUGUUCUAGAGGAGGAGCCAUCGACCGACCAGGAUCUUCUCUCUGUACAGGGCAUGUUCAUUCUUCAAAAGCUUGCUAGCUUUGAUCUGGAGAAUGGUAUAGAAAUCAGUAGAGUGACUGGCCUCAUCUCAAAGAUUGUAGAGUUCACAAGCAACAUAACUGUCAUGACAAAUAUUAGUGAGACACACAAGACACUGCUGAAACUUUCAUCUUUGAAGUUGCUGGCAAGACUUUCAAGUACUAAAGGGAAAUUUGGUGUAACUUUGCGUCAGAAAAUUACAGAACAUCCCUUCAUUUUGAGCAACCUUGCAGAGAUCUUGGACAAUAGAGGGAGCAGUCAUGAACUUAGGGAGCUCACAACAGAACUUCUUAGAAACCUUGCCAUGGAGGAAAAUGUGAAGGAGGAGAUCGGACAGAUCCCCGUGAUCAUUAGCAGGUUGAUGGAUGCAUUUCUCAGCCAAGGUACACCCUCAAGUGCAGAUUCAGAUCACUUGCUACGAAUGAUCUCCGGGCAAGCAUUGGCAGUACUGGCAAUGGAGAGUGCCAACAACUGCUUGAUUAUGUUAGCAGAACCAGGGUACAUGUUUAUCAAGGAACUAACACUUAUGAUCCAUAGUGACAAGUACAGGUAUGUAGCAUCAAGCCUGUUGCGGAAUAUGUGUGUGCAUGCUCGAUCUGAGCUUCGCAACUCUGACCUGAAGGAAAUUUCCUACAUUCUGAGAGAGGUGCUGGAAGGAAUAAUGGAUGCAGAAGGGACAGAACUGGAGGUCCUUAUUGGUCUUAGUUCACAAAUAUGUAAUGUCAUUCCAGAAGACUUUGCGAGAGAGCUUGAACAUGGUCAGAUUAAGGAUAGGUUUAUAAAGAGGCUUGUCCAUGCACUUAACUCAAAUAUGAUACCCACUGCUCAUUGUCUUGGCUUCAGGAGGGUGAUAGUUGAACAUGCCAUAUACAUGAUGGAAUCCAAUCUGGUCUAUACUACCUGUUUCAAGAACUGUUGGAUGAUGGAAGCACUGCUAAUGGUAGAGCGUAAACCUUCAAGGGCUGAAAACUACAGGUUCUUCUUGGGUGAUGCAGGACUCAUGAAGCACAACAUACCUCUAUGCGCUCUUGUGGCUAGAGCAAAAGAGCUGAUGGGCCAUUAGUAGCUACGAGGCAUCAGAAGUGUCAGUUGAGCAUGCAUUUAUAAGAUAUUGUACUACUGGUCUAUACUGGGACUUUACAUUUGCUCGCCAUAGUGGUGAGUUAUUCAUUGCAAUCCAAGGAUAUCCCAUGAAAUUUGACAAGUGGACAUUGUGUGCCACGAUGCAGCCAGCGGUUAACUUAAAUAAUGGCGGUGUUAGUGUUGUAAAACCAUGGAUAUAUGAAAGAUGAUGAAUCUGCUUUGUGAUUGAAUAUGAAAUGACAUGGCAGUUGUGCAUUGUCAGGGUGUGAGGCUUCAACACCAACUCAUGGUAUUUAGAACUUUAAGCCUUAUAACGGGUAUUGUUUGGCACUGGUAAAUGGUGUAGUGACUGAGUGCUCACGAGGCAACGACUUCAGUCCAGAUCCUGUACACUCAUUUAACUGGCACUGAUCUUCUAAGAGACGCGAGGGGUCUUACCAUAAACGAUUUUUUAAACUAAGAACGCACCAUGUAGUAGCAUGCUAACAUUUGUGGUUUACUCGAAACCAGAAAAUUUCUGCUUCCUACUCCAUCUCAUAGAGUAGAUCAGAAAUUUUCAUGGAGUAGAUCAGAAAUUGACCAUUAACUGAGCACUACAGUAUAGAGUACCCAUCUCAUAGAACCACAAACUGACGAACUGAACCGACCUAUGUCUACAGUGCAUAGCCAUAUUUGAGAAGAGUUAGCGCCAGGCGACUUCCAGGGUCGUCAGAGCCCGGAUCUCCGGCGGCACGCAGCCUCAGGCCGGAGAUCAAUCGGAGACAAAAGGGGAUUAUUAACCGGAGGCGAGAGGGCGAGUGCACCUGUCGAAUUAGAAGGGGGUUCAAAGCUGGGACUCCGCACCGCCGAGCAAU